AGGCAUUUGUCGGCCAUUUAUUCCUACAGCUCUCCCCUCACACAUAGCCAUAGCAUUGCCAUUGCAUUGACAGCACUGACAGCACACACACCGAGCGAUAGGCCUCUGAAAGCCAUUGGAAAACCAUUUUUAUCGUUCAUUUUGUCUGCGAAUGCAUUGAAGUCUACGUGAAGUGCAGUGAAUGUUGUGUUGGAUUUAGUGCUCAAACAGUGCUAAGCAUUCAUUCCCUGUACUACUCAUCCGUUUGUCACACAAACCACUCAUACAUUCAUUUCGUUUGUCAUUAGUUUUUGAUUUAGUUUUCCGUUUGUGUUGUUUGUGUUGUUUGUGUCGCCCAUCGCUGCAGUAGCCAUACAUUGGAUUUGUAUAUAACUAUAAUUGUAAACACAUUAUGAGCUCUGAAUCCGAUUUGAAUAUCGAUAGCAUUAUUAGCCGACUUCUGGAGGUGCGCGGAUGUCGUCCCGGAAAGACUGUCCAAUUGGCCGAAGCCGAGGUGCGGGGUCUGUGUCUGAAGUCGCGGGAGAUAUUCCUCAGUCAACCCAUUCUUCUGGAACUGGAGGCGCCGCUCAAGAUAUGCGGUGACAUCCACGGCCAGUACACGGACCUGUUGCGGCUGUUCGAGUACGGAGGCUUUCCACCCGAAGCCAAUUACCUGUUUUUAGGCGAUUACGUCGAUCGCGGGAAGCAG
Oppiella nova is the source of this 688-nucleotide messenger RNA. The record is from the annotation of a GenBank genome assembly. Lineage: Eukaryota; Metazoa; Arthropoda; Arachnida; Sarcoptiformes; Oppiidae.